UUUAACUCGAGCGUAAAGAGUCCUCAUAGUUGACUGACGUGAAACUCUGCCGGUGUUUGUGCUUCAGUACCCGGGGUGGUGACAGGAAUCUCCGCACGCCAUGACCGCUACUUCCGCUGUUACUAGCCAAAGGUAUGCUAUCGUUAUCGUACCCGAAAAAAACAACUAAACAUCUAUUUUACAUUUUAUUAGGAUUAAUUUUCAGGUUUUUAUUUGAAGCAAACUGCUGCUGAAAUGCUUCUGUUCCUUUGAUUUAUGUUAGAAAAAAACCCAUUUGUGUUUAUUUUAUUGACCCCGCCUGUAAUGAGAUCGCGACCAAUCAAAUGCGGAAUAGUGGAUGAUGGACGUCCCCACAGCCAAUCAGAGCCGAACACCCUUCCCACAGUGGGCAGGCCCAAGUAGCUUCCACACCCCUCUCUGCAGUCCUCUCCCCGGUUUCCAGCAUCUCAACCUGGGCUCGCCCUCUGACCAGACACCGCCGUGUCCACCGCCCGGGCAAACAUCACCAUGGUCCCCUUACAGCUGUCACCCGGGAGCAUGUGGCUCCAUCCUCUCGCCGCCUUACGUACAUGGAACUCAGUCACCCCCUUACACCCCAGGGGCCAUACCCCAAUUUGUCCCCGAUGCACAGGAAAGGAGCACAGUGCAGCAGUCCCCGAACGCAGAGUCCCGAUAUGGACUGGACCCAGAGCUGCUUCCCAGUGCAGUGGAAGUGAUGGCGGACGACAGGGCGCAGUGGGAGGGGAAGGUUUUUGUCUCGGAGCCUUUUUGUCCUCUCCCUCCUCUGCCGACCACCACCUGCAUCGUGGAGGAUGGAGGCAGCGCCAGCCCCAACGCCAUGCGCUCUACCUCGUACUGCGUUCCCUGCGACGGUCCCACCGCCCUCCUCGCCCGCCUGCCGCUGGCCACCUUAGUGACACCCCUGGCCAAACAGAACCCAAUAGAGACGCCCCUGCCGGUGUGCGCGGAGGAAGUGUGCGUGAAGGGUUGUCGUUGGUGCGGAGCGUCCAUGUGCGCCGCCGUAAGCUGGGAGGACUGUGGGCAGAGGUUCUACUGCCCCUUUUGUGGGAAACUCACUGAAGUGCCGUGGCAAGACUACCAGCCCACAGACGGCGUGGGCGGGGCUCGGCUUGAUCGACAGCAGAGGCCCGAACUCCACAUGGGGUCUUACGAAGUCCUUCACACCCGCCAGGGCGAAGCGGCCGUGUUGCUCCUCGCCAUCGACGUGUCGGCCGCGGCGCUCCGAUGCGGCCAUUUGGAGUUUGUGACGCAGCAAAUCCUCACUCUGCUGGCCUCACUGCUCAGCGAGGAGGGCGGGGCCUCCUGGUCGGACGUCCGCGUGGGUCUGCUGACGUACGACAGCAGAGUGCAGCUGUAUGACCUCAGCCCCGCCCUGUCCCGCCCGCACAUGUUGGUCCUCGCCGAGACGGAGGAGGAGAUGCAGCUCCCUGCCAGGGAGGGGCUGCUGGUUCCUCUUAGGGACUGCAUAGACUCCGUCACCAGUGUGUUGCAGCUCAUCCCACAGUUCAGUCCCGAGGGGGACGACUCCACAGGUGUCCCCGUGGAGCUGCCAGUCAAAGCGGGACUUGCAGUUCUGCAGACCCUCGCGUGUCCUGGCAAGCUGCUUGUCUUCCACGCCGCCCCUCUAAUAGAGACAGGACAUGCUCAGACCUCCUCGGGCUUUUUUGGUUCUAACAAGACUAAGUCCAUCUUCCAGCCGCCAGAGGCCGCCGUCUCCUUGGCCAAGGCGUGCGUGCGUCAGGGCUGUGGCGUUCACCUGUUUGUCCUCUCUCAGCAAGACGUGGGCGGGGCUUGGCCGGGGCACGUCCCCUACCUGACAGGGGGAGAACUGUACUCCUACAACCACCUGCAGGGAGAUUUGGACCGGGAGCGUUUCAGCAGAAACCUAAGACGUGCCGUCCAAGCAGAGGUCGCCUACCAGGCUGAGCUCAGCUUGUUUGUCAGCAAAGGUUUGCGGGUCUCCGGCUGUUAUGGACUCUUUGUCCCCGGGCCGAGCCCGAGCCAGGUCGUCAUGGCAACCCUCGACUGGCAGACAACGCUGGCCGUGGAGCUGGCUCACAGCAGCGCCCUUGAUGAGACGAAAGGUGUCGCCAUACAGGCCGUCCUGACGUACGCCACCCGGGCCGGGGAGCGGCGCUCCAGGGUGCACACGCUGACGCUGCGAUGCUCGCCACACCUGCAGGAUACUUUCCGCCAGUGCCAGGCCCAAACGCUGCUCACCUUCUACUGCAAAAAGAUGUACUGUGCCGUGCUGGAGCGCCCCCUGCAGGAGCUGCGCGAGGAGCUGCAGACUGACCUCACGGAAGCGCUGGCGUCCUACCGCAAACACGGCUGCUCCGCUUCGGUGUCCACCGGCCAGCUUGUCCUCCCUCAGGGCCUCAGAGCGCUUCCCGUCUACGUCAACAGUCUGAGGAAGAGCGAGGUGCUGCUGCCGGGCCUGCGCACUUCCUCCGUCCACCAGCGGCUGCAGCAGCGCUGUCAGGUCCUGCGACUCGACGCCUCGGCCAGCGCCGCGCACUUCUACCCGCUGCUCCUGCCUCUGCCGAUGUCACCCGCCAACCACGAGCCUUCCGUCCCGGUAGAGGCCCUGCGCUGCUCCGGUGCCAGCCUGCAUCCCGGCGGCGUGUAUCUGAUGCACACGCCCCACACCCUCCUGCUCUGGGUGGGCGCCCGGGUGCCGGCGGUCACCCUGGCGGAGCUCUUCCACGUCACCUGCUUCUCCUCGCUGCUCUCCGGAGAGGUCGUAGUUCGAUUUCAGAAAAGUCUCGACUCGCCGCAAAAGUACCUAACGUGCCGUUGCGCCCUCCAGACCAAGCUGCCUGUCCUGGACAACGCCUCGUCCGUCGGCGUGCGAUCCCUCGUCCACGCGCUGGACUCAGAAGCCCCCUGCGCCCGUGAGUUGCUGCUGGUGAAGCAGGGCGACGCCUGUGAGGAGCUCCUGCAGCGCCACCUGGUGGAGGACAAGAGCCCCAACGGGGGUGCCUCCUACGCCGACUUCCUCUACCAUCUGCACGUCAACUCUGUGCGCCUCCUGCAGUGACACUUCCAGUACACUUCUUUCUUUAUUUUGGUGUGCAAAAUUCAAAAGUAUACGGGGGCCGUUUUGAUAUUUUUUUUUUCUUUUGUAAAAGCAAAAUGCUAAAAACAGACACACCAGUACCGUAGAUUACUUACAGAUGACAUAUUUAAAGACAAAAUGUAUAGUGUCAGCUUUGUGUUAUAGGUGACAAAUAGGGAUGUCCGAUAAUAUCGGACUGCCGAUAUUAUCGGCCGAUAAAUGCUUUAAAAUGUAAUAUCGGAAAUUAUCGGUAUCGGUUUCUAAAAGUAAAAGGUAUGACGUUUUAAAACGUCGCUGUGUGCACGGAUGUAGGGAGAGGUACAGAGUGCCAAUAAACCUUAAAGGCCUACUGAAAUGAAUUUGUUUUAUUUAAACGGGGAUAGCAGAUCUAUUCUAUGUGUCAUACUUGAUCAUUUCGCGAUAUUGCCAUAUUUUUGCUGAAAGGAUUUAGUAGAGAACGUCGACGAUAAAGUUCGCAACUUUUGGUAUCUGAUAAAAAAAAGGCUUGCACCUACCGGAAGUAGCGUGACGUAGUCAGUUGAACAUAUACGCAAAGUUCCCUAUUGUUUACAAUGAUGGCCGCAUGAAGUGAGAGAGAUUCGGACCGAGAAAGCGACAAUUUCCCCAUUAAUUUGAGCGAGGAUGAAAGAUUUGUGGAUGAGUAAAGUGCAAGUGAAGGACUAGUGGGGAGUUGAAGCUAUUCAGAUAGGGAAGAUGCUGUGAGAGUGACCUGAUAUUCAGCUGGGAAUGACUACAACAGUAAAUAAACACAAGACAUAUAUAUACUCUAUUAGCCACAACACAACCAGACUUAUAUUUAAUAUGCCACAAAUUAAUCCUGCAUAAUAACACCUGCAUGUUUGUUAUGCUAGCUCCUAGCUCCUCUGCUAGCUCCAUAGAACACGCCAAUACAAUUCAAACACCUGAUCAACACACACAAUCACUCAGCCCAAAAGACAGUUCACCUAACCCAAGGUUCAUAAAGCUUAUAUAUUUAAACAAAGUUACGUACGUGACGCGCACAUAUGUGCAAGCGAUCAAAUGUUUAGAAGCCAAAGCUGCAUACUCACGGUAGCACGUCUGCGUCUUUGUCAUCCAAAUCAAAGUAAUCCUGGUAAGAGUCUGUGUUGUCCCAGUUCUCUACAGGCGUCUGUGUAUCGAAGUCAAAAGUCCUCCUGGUUAGAGUCUCUGUUAUCCGAGUUCUUCCAUCUUUUUUUUUUUUUUUUUUUUUUUUUCCUUGACUGCAUCUUCCGGGAAUGUAGGCUGUGUUGUGUUGCUGCUGACUUCCUUCGCAAAAUACGUCCGCUUUGCACCGACAACUUUCUUCUUUGCUUGCUCAGCUUCUUUCUCCAUAAUGCAAUGAACAUAAUUGCAACAGAUUCACCAACACAGAUGUCCAAAAUACAUCCAGAAUGAGAUGAAAACAGCUAUUUCGUAUUGGCUUCAAUGUGGAAGCCAUACCUCUGUUCCCCGGGCUAGGUCACGCGCAUACGUCAUCCUCAGAGGCGUUUCGAACCGGAAGUUCCCCGGGACAUUUCAAAUGUCACUUUAUAAGUUAACCCGGCCGUAUUGGCAUGUGUUGCAAUGUUAAGAUUUCAUCAUUGAUAUAUAAACUAUCAGACUGCGUGGUCACUAGUCGUGGCUUUCAGUAGGCCUUUAAAGGCAUUUCCUUUGCGUGCCGUCCGAGUCACAUAAUAUCUACCGGCUGUUCUCAUCACGAAUUAAUGCAAAGCAUACUUGGUCAACAGCCAUACAGGUCACACUGAGGGUUGAGGGCUGUAUAAACAACUUUAACACUUGUUACAAAUAUGUGCCACACUGUGAAGAACCCACACCAAACAAGAAUGACAAACACAUUUCGGGAGAACAUCCGCACCGUAACACAACAUAAACACAACAGAACAAAUACCCAGAAUCCCUUGCAGUACUAACUCUUCCGGGCCGCUACAAUAUAAACCCCCCCCGCUACUCCCUACCCCCACCCACCCCAACCCCGCCCACCUCAACCUCCUCAUAGUCUCUCUCAGGGAGAGCAUGUCCCAAAUUCCAAGCUGCUGUUUGGAUAGAUAGAUAGAUAGUACUUGAUUUAUUCCUUCAGGAGAGUUCCCUCUGGAAAAUUAAAAUUCCAGCAGCAGUGUACAGAUUUGAGAUCGAAUUUAAAUGGAAACAGAAUAAAAAAAUAUUACAAUAAGAAUAAAAAUAAAAAGCAACAAUGAGGAUAAAAAUAUAACAGUAAAAUGAGAAUAUAACAAGAGGAACUAGGCUGUAGUGACCAUGUUAUGAAAAAGUAUUGCACUGUUAUUGUUUUGAGGCAUGGUAAAAAAAAAUAAUGCACUUUGUGACUUCAAUAAUAAAUAUGGCAGUGCCAUGUUGGCAUUUUUGUCCAUAACUUGAGUUGAUUUAUUUUGGAGAACCUUGUUAUAUUGUUUAAUGAAGGGGUCACCAACGUGGUGCCCGCGGGCACCAGGUAGCCCGUAAGGACCAGAUGAGUAGCCCGCUGGCCUGUUCUAAAAAUAGCUCAAAUAGCAGCACUUACCAGUGAGCUGCCUCUAUUUUUUAAAUUGUAUUUAUUUACUAGCAAGCUGGUCUCGCUUUGCCCGACAUUUUUAAUUCUAAGAGAGACAAAACUCAAAUAGAAUUUGAAAAUCCAAGAAAAUAUUUUAAAGACUUGGUCUUCACUUGUUUAAAUACAUUCAUUAAUUUUUUUUACUUUGCUUCUUAUAACUUUCAGAAAGACAAUUUUAGAGAAAAAAUACAACCUUAAAAAUGGUUUUAUGAUUUUUAAACACAUAUACCUUUUUACCUUUUAAAUUCCUUCCUCUUCUUGCCUGACAAUUUAAAUCAAU
Entelurus aequoreus (snake pipefish) is the source of this 5925-nucleotide messenger RNA. RefSeq names its product protein transport protein Sec24C. The transcript is spliced from 19 exons. Gene Ontology annotation, cellular component: endoplasmic reticulum exit site; COPII vesicle coat. Gene Ontology annotation, molecular function: zinc ion binding; SNARE binding. Lineage: Eukaryota; Metazoa; Chordata; Actinopteri; Syngnathiformes; Syngnathidae. Gene Ontology annotation, biological process: COPII-coated vesicle cargo loading; endoplasmic reticulum to Golgi vesicle-mediated transport; intracellular protein transport. Bases 338 to 3061 code for a protein of 907 amino acids. The record is from RefSeq and is a predicted model, not a curated record.